AUGGAAGAAAUCUUCAAAGACCCCUCAGUCAAAGAACUGCGAAAGAAAGCUUUGAUGUGUGGCAUGUUCUAUGACAAUGACGACAAUGGCGAGGAAUAUGCGGAAGAACAGCUGCUGCAAUUGACUGGCUUCAUGCUUCAAGUCGCUGAUGUGGAUGACAAUGUGCGAGCGACGUUCAAAGAUUAUGAUCUCGAGG
Messenger RNA from Sphaeroforma arctica JP610, 196 nucleotides. RefSeq lists its product as hypothetical. The annotation marks the transcript as partial. The record is from RefSeq and is a predicted model, not a curated record. NCBI's taxonomy places the organism in Eukaryota, Ichthyosporea, Ichthyophonida. The transcript has a single exon.